AUGAAGUUGCUGUUUUUGGGUUCCAUAGCUCAACUUCAAUCUAUCCAUGGUGUCGAAUGUAAAUCCACUAUGAUUUUGGGUACUGAUAUUUUCAGUGUACGAGAUUUCAAUGGAUAUUACCAUUCAGCUAGUGCUCUCAUAGUCAAUGGUUCUCAGGUUUCAAUUGUAACCGAAAAUCUUGCACAACAACUUAGACUGCCACAUUCACCGUCUAGCAGUGUUCUUGGUUUAGGUGCUUCAUCAGCUCAGCAUAGUCGAGGAAUGAUACACUGCAACAUAAAAUCUUUUAUGGAUCCUACCAAGACCAUAUCAACUAAUUGUAUCAUCCUAAAACGCAUAACAGGUAAUCUCCCAUCAGUUAUGGUAAAUAAAUGCAUUUUAGAUAAAUGCAAAAACUUAGUCUUGGCUGAUAACAACUUUUCAAUGCCGGGAAAAAUAGAUGUUCUUUUAGGUGUUGACUGUUUUAAUAAAAUUAUUGAUGGUGAACAACGUAGCCUGGGUGAAGACAUGCCCACUGCGCAUUCAUCCAUCUUAGGUUGGAUCAUCAUGGGCAAGGCUCCCACAGCAUCGCAGCAGACUUGUGGUGUGGUCUCCAUGGCCUGUACCACAGAUAUUAAUUUUAACCUUUCAAGGUUCUGGGAAUCUGAGGAACCUCCCAGUCAACCUAUACAAGAUCCUGAAAACAUUAUUUGUGAAAAACACUUCACUAACACUCAUACAAGGGAUAGCACUGGUCGUUUCAUCGUGCGGUUACCUUUCAAAGUGGAUCAUAAACCUUUGGGUGAAACACACACCAACGCCUUAAAGCGAUUUCAUAAUUUGGAGCGUCGCAUGCUUAAGGAUGAGAAGUUGCAUGAACUUUAUGUUGCCUUCAUGAGGGAUUACAUUGAAGCUGGCCAUAUGCGUCAAGUGUCAGGUCCAGUAUCAAGUGACCGAUAUUAUAUUCCCCAUCAUGGUGUGUUACGUGAACACAGUAGUACCACAAAACUUCGUGCUGUAUAUGAUGCAUCAGCCUCUAGCUCUACAGGUGUUUCACUUAAUCAGGUACUUAUGUCCGGUCCCAAACUUCAAAAAAAUAUUGAAGAUAUUAUUUUGCGAUUUCGACUCCACAAAAUUGUCUUCACAUGCGACAUAAAACAAAUGUAUCGACAGGUGCGCAUGCAUGAUGACGACUGCAGAUACCAAACUAUCUUCUGGCGCGCUUCUCCUGCUGAACCCUUGAAGCAGUACGAGUUAACUACCGUAACAUACGGCGUCACGAGCCUGCUUAUCAAGCUAUUCGCGUCAUUCACGAGUUAG
Achroia grisella is the source of this 1299-nucleotide messenger RNA. RefSeq lists its product as uncharacterized. NCBI's taxonomy places the organism in Eukaryota, Metazoa, Arthropoda, Insecta, Lepidoptera, Pyralidae. The coding region runs from base 1 to 1299 and encodes 432 amino acids. The transcript has a single exon. The record is from RefSeq and is a predicted model, not a curated record.